Molecule: messenger RNA, 682 nt
Organism: Cokeromyces recurvatus
Lineage: Eukaryota; Fungi; Mucoromycota; Mucoromycetes; Mucorales; Mucoraceae
Product: P-loop containing nucleoside triphosphate hydrolase protein
Exons: 8
Coding region: 117-584 (155 amino acids)
Biological process (GO): microtubule-based movement
Molecular function (GO): microtubule binding; ATP binding; microtubule motor activity
Source: RefSeq, a predicted model, not a curated record
UUUUUUUGAUUUUUGUUUAAAAGCAUAUAUUUACAUUAUUUCGAAAAGCCUUUCUUCUUUCUUCCUUUCUUUUCUCUCUUUCUCUCUCUUUCUUUCUUUAAGGUGAAAAAAUAAAAAUGUUUGCUUCACCUAGUAUCUCUCCCCUCUCUCCUCCUACCCCUCCUCUUUGGGGUGAUGAUUCCUUUGCUUAUCUUUCUACCUCUUCGUCUGUUUCAUCCUCUAUGUCUCGUAGCAGUCCUAGUUUCUCAACAACUACUCGCUCGACCUCAAUUCGUGAAAGCAUUCAGGUCAUGGUUAGAUGUAGACCUAGAUCAGAAAAGGAACAAUUAGAAUCCAAUGGCAAAUCUUGUUGGUUAAUAAGAUCUGAUCAAGGAUUAAUCGAAUUAGAGGUGCCAAAAUCAUCUUCAUCUAAGAAUCGAUUGUUUUAUUUUGACAAUGUAAUAAUAGGAGAUGAUAAUGCUCAGGUUUACAAAUCAGGUAUUCAAGACCUUGUAAGAUCUACCAUGAUGGGUUACAAUGGUACUGUCUUUGCUUAUGGUCAAACCGCGAGUGGCAAGACUUAUUUCCCUUUGUUUUAUUUGUAGACCAUGAUGAGUACAAAGAAUCAACCGGGAAUUAUCCCUCGUGCAAUUGAAGAAGUAUUUAUGUACAUUAAUGAAGAUUCAAAUGAAAAAGAGUAUCU